AUGUUAUCCCCCAGCUCUGAAUUUGAUCUGAUUAUCCGCCAGCAGCCGUCGCGGGCGCGCGUGGCUGGUGGGAAGGAGAAAGAACGUAAGCCUGUUGAUCCGCCGCCGAUUGUGCAGAUCCGGGUCAAAGAGGAAGGAACCUAUCUCGCGCAGCACUACCUCCAGAGUCCGUAUUAUUUCAUGUGCUGCAGCCUCUAUGACUCCUCAGACGAUUCUCCAGUUCCCGUUUCCCCGUCCACCACUCUGACGGGGACUCUGGUGUCGUCUUUGCACCGUCUGAAGGAUGUGGAUAACACCGAUGGAGGGUUCUUCGUUUUUGGUGAUUUGUCGAUCAAAAUCGAAGGCGACUUCCGGCUCAAGUUCACUCUCUUCGAAAUGCGCAAGGAAGUUGUGACGUACCUGAAAUCGACCAUCUCGGAUCGCUUCACCGUGUCACCCCCCAAGAGUUUUCCUGGGAUGGCGGAAUCAACGUUUCUGUCGCGCUCGUUUGCCGAUCAAGGCGUUAAACUGCGCAUUCGAAAGGAGCCGCGGACGCUGAUCAAACGGACCAUCCCUCGGACAGAGGAAUACCCUCAGGCGGUACCUAGGUCGCCGGAUCGCUCGUCGAUGCAAAUGCCUGGGGCUACUUAUAGCGGGUAUCCAGCCGCAGGGCGAGACUACACGUACUACAGCGGACCAGUCAAGCGCCAGCGCACGUCGGUUGACUUUGGGAGUCGCGGUCUUUACGAUAGUGACGGGCGUAUGCGCCAGAUGGACGCCUACCCGCAGACUACGGCAAUGUAUCCAAAUCAACCAGGGGCCUACCCCACGUCUAUGAUGCCGGGGUAUGCCACAGGGCACACCGGCGUUCCAGAUUAUACGAUGCCAUACGGGCUAUCACCGGCACAAGUACCUCAGAUGCAGGAUCCGGGGGUACAACAUCGCUCCAGUCAACAGGCCACGAUGCAGUCGCUUGGGAUGGUGAACCCGUCAGACACACCGGCAGCAGAUUCGACAGGCGCGAUGAUGCAGGGCUAUCCUCGAUCGCAGUACCAAGCGGGUUCCACGAUCCUUCCUCCGUUACAACGAAAUCGCAACUACCCCCAGGGGACCAAUGGCUCGACGGCGCGAGGAUACUUCGAUCAAUCUUCUCAAGCGGCGACUCCCAUCCUUCCAUCGCAGCCCAUGGGCAACGAGGCAGAGCGGUAUGCUCAGGGUCAAACUUUCGAUCCUCCGGGCUCAUCGAACGGAACAACACCCCGCUGA
Molecule: messenger RNA, 1245 nt
Organism: Aspergillus candidus
Lineage: Eukaryota; Fungi; Ascomycota; Eurotiomycetes; Eurotiales; Aspergillaceae
Gene: vosA
Product: protein vosA
Exons: 9
Coding region: 1-1245 (414 amino acids)
Source: RefSeq, a predicted model, not a curated record